Molecule: messenger RNA, 1271 nt
Organism: Magnolia sinica
Lineage: Eukaryota; Viridiplantae; Streptophyta; Magnoliopsida; Magnoliales; Magnoliaceae
Product: auxin transporter-like protein 2
Exons: 7
Cellular component (GO): plasma membrane
Source: RefSeq, a predicted model, not a curated record
ACAGCCACUGGUGCCAUACAUGAAAAACAUGUUCUUCAGUAUCAUGAGGUGAUCAGCAUAGUUGCUGGAAAGACACUUGGUAAUUUGGUUCUUGCAUUCAACAUGACUGCUCUGGCCUUUGUGUGUGUUUUGCAACUCAUAGGAUGUUCCAGCCAUGUCUACUACAUGAACUCAAACUGGAACAAGCGGCAAUGGCUUUAUUUGUUUGGGGCUCUUGCAAUUCCAACAGUCCUGUUGCCUUCAUUUCACAAUUUUCGUGUUGCUUCAUUUUUGGGCAUUGUGACAACCAGCAUUACUUCAGCCUACAUGACGGUAGCUGCUAUUCAGCAUGGUCAGAUCGCAAAUGUGAAGCAUCAAGGACCCGAAAACAUGGUGGAUUUCUUUACUGGAGCCACAAACAUUCUUUUCACAUUCGGAAGCCAAAUCGCCGUUGAAUUAAUGGAAGCCAUGUGGAAGCCUAACAAAUACAAGUAUGUGUAUAUAUUUGCGGUGUUGUACAUCUACUUAUUAACUAUACCGAAUUCUGUUGCGGUUUAUUGGGCAUAUGGAGACAUCCUCAUACAACAGUUGAAUGCAUUCGGUAUUUUGCCCCCCUCAAAGAUGAAAAAUGUAUGCAUAAUUGCCAUGAUUUUGCAUCAGUACGUAGCGUUUCUGCUGAGUGCAAACCCGCUAUUUCUGGCAUGGGAGAAAGUCGUUGGAGUUCACACAAGCAGGAGAUUUGUGCUUAGAGCAUUGGCAAGAGUGCCAAUCGUGCUUGUUAUCUGGUUUUUCGCAUUGGCAGUUCCAUUUUUUGGACCGAUAAACUGUCAUGGGUGCAUUCGUCAUUUCUUUCUCAGUCUACAUUAUUCCGAGUGUGGCUUUCAUGAAAGCUUGUUCAAAGAAGCAAUUAGAAACUGCCAAAGAUGAGAUCGCAAAAUGUGGACCGUUGAUGUACUGGACAAGUGCUGUUAUAGCAACAUGGGCACUUGUUUUUGGAUUCGGUUUCGGAGGAUGGGCGAGCAGCACAAACUUCAUUAGGCAAAUAAAAUCAUUUGGGUUUUUCGACGAAUGUUACCAGUGCCCUCCAAAGCAUUGAAUAUAGUUUUAUCUUCUUUCUCUGAGCCAAUCUACUGUUUGGCAUCUUCAGCAACUUAUCCAGAAAUGUUCUUCAAAAACAACUGUGAUUAUCUGCCCAUCUUGUAAGUUAAACUUGUUCAUUUGUUCAUACUUUGUAUUAUGUGAUUUACAUGAUGAAAUGGGAAAAAAAAAAAAGAUAAUUUUGGGUAUCCAAA